Pyricularia grisea is the source of this 3534-nucleotide messenger RNA. RefSeq lists its product as uncharacterized. The record is from RefSeq and is a predicted model, not a curated record. NCBI's taxonomy places the organism in Eukaryota, Fungi, Ascomycota, Sordariomycetes, Magnaporthales, Pyriculariaceae. The transcript is spliced from 3 exons. Bases 727 to 3330 code for a protein of 867 amino acids.
AUGGCUGCUCUCGAUCGUGAUCGUGUAGGCUACAACAGUUCAUGACAGGGCAGAAUCCACUCAGCAGUCAAGGGCGGCUCAAAUAAACCCUGGUUCCCUCCUGGCCGAGCCUUUAGACAGGGGCCGCAACGGCGGGGAACGCACCUGUGCAUUGUAAGUGGGUGGCGCGCAGAGCCUGUUCAACCACAUCAGACCAGGGCAGGCUGACCAUCCAGUGAUCCUCGCAGGGAUGUCUGGCCGAGAGCCUGGUUUCGAGAUGGACGAGGGUAUGGAAGAAGUUGCUUGAAAGGAUCUUUGGUACAUACAUAUCUGCGCUCAAGUCCAGCUUUCCCUUGCCGCCUCUAUACCUCUAUCCGAUCUACCUACCCCCUUCCACUCCUUUCUCUUUCGGUUUCCUACUCGUAGGCUCACUCGUUUUUAACCUACUUACAUUCAUUCCUUGGAACCUAUCAGCCUCGUUUGCGGCUGUAGAAUAUCUUAUCCCAUUUUUUUUCUAUUCUAAUACUCCCCUUUUAUUAAACCAAAUUUACCCCACAGUCCUUUAUACUAUUAUUCGUCCGAAAGAUACUCGACUUUCCCAAGGCCAGCUUCUAAAAUUACUUGCGCCAUCACGAAACGUCAUCGAUCGAGACAUUUGCUUUGAUCAGCUUCCCAUUUAAAUGGUUUCAUUCUUUUCAUACAUGCGCCUUGCCCAGUAACAGAAGCAAGGCUUUUUUUUCGCCCGUGAUGGAGGUUGUUGUAUCUUCUAGAGAUGAUGGCGCGUCGGAGGUGAUGAAGGAGUGGACCGAGGAUGAGGAGGUGACACGGAUUCGGAGGGCACUGACACGAAAGCAAAGGAUGCAAUCCGGCGAGUGGAUGGGUUCCUCCCCGAGGAAGCCCACUCACGACAGGAUGAGGAGUGAAGCAAGUUCGGCGCACAUGAGGCAGUUUCAGAGUGAAAAGGCCAAGGGUCGCCAAACAGUCAACUGGCCAUUUGCGAGCGUCACGAGUGAGACGACGACCGUUAUAUCGACUCCCGUCAUGCCCGACUUCCCACUGCGCAGGAGGAGACAGACAUGGCAGACGCCCGGGAUAAGGGACAGUGACAUUUUCAGCGUCGACGGAUCCAUUGUUCCGGACUACGUGAGGAACUACAUCCGAGGAGAGACGCCCGAGUCUCUUGCCAUGAAAAGAAAGAACAACGGGCGCUUGGCCGAACGGGACGUCGAAUACAACGAGGACGGUACGGGUCACAACCGCAUGCAGUCGAGGGCAGGUGAGCUGGGUGGUUUUGGGGCUGAUGAUGGCGGACAUUCGACAAUCGGAUCCGACAUGAGCGGUGACGACAGACGCCAUCUGAUGCGAGGGGCCGGUGGUGACAGCCGGGGGAACAGAGAGUCAUGGGGGAGCUUGGCGGGAGGCUGGAGGGCCGGAGUUUCGGUGAACUUGCUCAUCGCCUUCAUCAUCUUCGCCGGUAGCCUGUCCUGCUUCCUUGUAGCCCUCGCUGGGAGUAGUUCGGCAAAGGAGUUGCUGACCAACGAGGCAAACAUCUUCAACGGGUCCUGCGGCGAAGCGUCCAGUGUCAGCUACGGCCUGCAUGCUCUCGUCAACGUCCUGGGGCUUGUGGGCAUUGCUGGUGCCAACUACGUCUUCCAGGUGCUCACCAGUCCGACACGUGCCGAGGUCGAUGCUGCUCAUGCGAAGAAGCAGUGGCUUGAUAUCGGCAUUCCUUCGGUGCGUAACCUGGGACGAAUUGCUCCCAUGCGGAGUGUGAUGGCCUUGGUUCUUGUGCUGGUGGCUGUAACCUCGCAAGUAAUCUAUAAUUCAUUAAUCUUCACGUCACAGGCCGGAGUUGGAUACAACCUCGUCUAUGUAACGGAAUCGUUCUUGACCGGAGCCCCAUUCAGCAAUGCAACGUCCAACAACACAGGGAGGCUGGGACGCCUCGACAUUCUCUCACUGCAAGACCUGGCAAACCGCAACCAACUGGUGAACAUGACUACGAGCGAGUGCAUCUCACGGUUCAGCGGCAACUUCGAAACAGAAUUCAGCGACGCGCUCUUUGUAACACGCCUCAACGACCAGAGUAACUCGCUCGUCCAGACCGCCAGCCCAGCCUCCUCAGUCAAAUUCGCCGUUAACCCGGUGGCAGCAAAGGCUGUAACGGCCGACUCGACUCCAAUCAAGUCCGAUUCCAUUAUGUUUUGCCUGGCUAAGCGGGAAACUAGCGAUUCACAGUCGUGCAGCGUGGCUCUCAACGGAUCGCUUCUCAUGGUUGUGGUCCUUCUCAACUUGUUGACAAUGGUCGUCACUGCCCUGGUUCUAUUCCGGACAUCGAAGGUUUCUAAGCCACUUGUGACCCUUGGAGACAGUCUCUCAUCGUUUCUCCAGGUGCCCGAUGAGACGACCCAGGAUUCUUGCCUAAUGAGCAAGAAGGAUGUAUUGCAGAAACGCUGGGGUCUCAGAGAGAUCAAGUACUGGGUCCCCGCGGCCCAGUACUGGUUCCAAAGUGCAAGCCUGACCCGCUGGGUGAUUAUCUGCUUCAUAUGGACCGCCAUGACAGGUCUUACAGCCUCUGCUCUGGCAAUUAACCUGUCGCGCAAAACCAACUCGUCAGCAGACCGGGCUCUUACAGGGCUCGGCACGGCUUCGGCAACUGCGGCGUUCGCACUAAAUGUACCGGCAGUAGGCGCAUGUCUUAUUGCUGCACUCCCGCAACUGCUACUGGCUGUGCUGUAUCUAGCUACCAACAGCCUCCUGACGACCUUCUACUUGAGCUACGAGUCGGCGCUCUAUGCAUGCGGGUCCCCCAGACCCCUGCGCGUGUCAUACCAGCCGCAGGGCGACCAGACUACCAGCCUCUUCCUCACACUCCCGCGUCCGCUCUCCUGGGGCCUCUGUGCUGGCUUUGCCGGCAUGGGCUUCCUGUUGAGCCAGAGCGUCUUCGUCAUGGGCGCGCAACUCAACAGCACGACUGACGGCGACAGCAUGACCACUUCGUCGGAGAUGGUGUGCCUCGGAUUGAGCGACACGGGACUCCUGGCCCUGCUAGCCGUGGUCGUCGUGUUGGGGGCCGGAGUGUUGGGCAUGAGCCUUCGGCGCGCCCCCGGAGCCACCACUGCCGACGGGCAGGCGCAGGGCAACCCGCUCGUUCUGGAGGCGGGCAGCUGCAGCGCCGUCAUCAGCGCGCGGUGCCACAACACGGAGCCCGACGAGCCAAGCGACAUGGCGGCCAGGAAGCUGAUGUGGGGAGUCGUCUCACCCCUGUUCCGAAACGGCAUGGAAGUGGCCCAUUGCGCCUACUCAUCGCGUGGCGUUGAAAGGUUAGGGAUGUCGACUGGCUAUGCAUGAAAUCAACAUGUAUACCCCAGUUGUGAUUCCUCCCCGUACAAAAAAAAAUGUUUACUUUUGUUUAUUUGUUUUCUUUGUACACCUUUCUUCUCUAUGUCUCUUUCUGUUUUCCCUUUUGUCUUGGUUACUCGGGUUGGGAAAAGAGGGAAAAGGGAAACUUAUUUCAGGCGCUACGGCUGACACGGGUGAAGAUACAAAAAGCAG